UUUCACACGAGUCCGGUUGUUAACCGAGGAUUAUUUCUCUUGUUCGUCCAUCCACGGGAUGCAAUAUCUGGCACCGAGCAAGCGGUCGCCGAUCGAAAAAGUGUUUUGGGUGGCGAUUUUCAUCGGGUCCAUAUCGGCUUGCACGAUUUUGUCGCGAGCGAUCUAUCGAAAGUGGCAACAAACUCCGGUAAUUAUUGCAAUCAAUGAGAGGAUGACACCAAUAUGGGAGAUUCCGUUUCCUGCGAUCACCAUUUGUCCGGAGGUGCACAACUACACCGCUAGCGAGUUUCGAGUCGAGUGCGUGUACUUCGCUUAUCCGUACAAGGAGUGUGAAGUGACGACCACUUUGGUUGGUGAAAUGCCUUGUGCUACGUUCAACGUGCUGUCAGCGAGACAGAUGUUCCACCCGGAAGUGUUGUCCAAUGUCACAAACUAUCGAUACCUUCGAGACAUAACGGAAGUGUCAUCCUGGAACCUUGAACUUGGUUACAACAACAGCAAUCGUAUUCCUUCCUAUCCGAUACGUGCAUUUCGGAUAGGAACCCUGCACGGUGUCUCGGUGACCAUACAGCAACGAUCGAUCCCGGAAGCUAAUCGCCAUCGUCCAAACACGACUGCAUCGUUCCAAAUCAUCCUGCACGUGCCGAACGAAUACCCCCAAAGCUCGAACGUUUACUACGAGAUCCCAGCCAAUCAGGACGGCGAAUUGCACAUCACUCCUCACAUGACGACAACCUCCAACGAGCUGGAAGACUACCUCCCCACCAAACGGCAAUGCUACUACCAAGGUGAACGAAAACUGAAGUACUUCCAGCAUUACACCGUCGCCAAUUGCGAACUUGAAUCCAUGGACGACUACAUCACCGAAUACUGCGGAUGUGCCAUGUUCCCGGCCCCCGGACGUGAAAACAUCAGCGCGUGCAGCGUCGGCAAGGAAGACUCCUACUGUUGGAUCGCACAGCAAGAAGACAUCCAGUACAGCAUGUCUUUCGAUCGGAUCCACCUCUAUCCGAAGCCAGAAGACGACUGCCUCCCAGCCUGCACGUCGAUCUCCUACGACGCCGAUGUCACGGUUUUCCCCACCAAACGGUUCCAGCGAACGGAGAACAGCAUAACCACCACCAAUCUAUGGUUGGGCUUUCGGACGCCGCAGUUUGUCGCGUGGAAGCGGCGGGAGCUGUUCAGCGAAACCGAUCUGAUUGCCAGCAUCGGCGGUCUGGUGGGGCUGUUCAUUGGCGCUAGCCUGUUGAGUGCGAUGGAGCUAAUUUACUUCUUCACCGUUCGGCUGUGGAUGGUUGUGCCGCCCGGUGUUGGAAAGGACGGUGGUGGUAGCGGUUGUACGCGUUGUGGUAAAUGCGGUGUCAUAGGUGGUGAUCAAUGCAGUGAGAAACCGCCAGCCAGCGGCGAAGAGCGGUGAUAACUGAAUUAAAAAUUGCGCGGGGCACGUUGCGAGUUUAUUUUUAU
Molecule: messenger RNA, 1464 nt
Organism: Armigeres subalbatus
Lineage: Eukaryota; Metazoa; Arthropoda; Insecta; Diptera; Culicidae
Product: pickpocket protein 28-like
Exons: 2
Coding region: 59-1417 (452 amino acids)
Biological process (GO): sodium ion transmembrane transport
Cellular component (GO): plasma membrane
Molecular function (GO): ligand-gated sodium channel activity
Source: RefSeq, a predicted model, not a curated record